AUGUCGCUCUACGUCACUAGUUCCUGUGGCCUGACGCACCCUGUCAACACCAUCACCGACGACUACCUUUCUUUGAAACCAGACUCAACUUUCGACUUGGUGCAGUUUUCAACCAGCCAUGCAGACGUCCUCCUACCACAAGUGAACGUUGCAACGCAGUCUUACGUUAAGUUGGAAAACGUCAGUCGCCUUCCUGAGAGUGCGGCAAUACCUGCCCGUAACGACAGCGCCCCUGAUUCGGACUCCUCAGGCGAGGAUGUCGCCCAGGUGUUGCUGAACUCUGAGGCCAACAAGGACCCGUCGACAAAGCCCAGCCUCUCCUACAUUGCUCUCAUCUCGAUGGCCAUCCAGAGUCUGCCUCAGAAGAGGAUGCUGCUUUCCGAGAUCUACCAGUGGAUCACGGACAAGUUUCCUUACUACCAGGGAAAGGACAAGAGCUGGCGCAACAGCAUCCGUCACAAUCUAUCACUGAAUGAAUGCUUCAUCAAAAACGGUCGCAGCGAAAACGGCAAGGGAAACUACUGGUCAAUUCAUCCGGCGAACACGGAAGACUUCGGCAAAGGUGAUUUCAGGAGACGCCGCGCCAGGCGCCGGGUACGGAAGUGUGACGAGCUGCAGCGGAGGUUUCAAGACGGUACGAACGCACCGCCGCAGGACACGAGUUACUACUCGUCCUACAACAGCUACGUCCCCAUGAUGUCAACCUACGCUUCAACUCCAGCGCUGAGCAAUAUCUUUGGUGUGGAAAAUGUCCUGUCGCGGGAGGAGCAGCUACAGAGAUACUACCAACAGUUAAGUAACACUAAACCUCUUCCGAACAUAACUAACGUCUCUUCGGUGUUUGCGAACACGGAGCCAUUGGUGAACACUGGCUAUCAGAACAAUCUCUCCUCAAUUCACCAGAGUCCUGUGUCGUCCACGCAUCAGAAUAUACAGCAGCAGACGGCGGUCCAAUCGGGACACCAGAUGAACUUUUCCCCGUUACACCACAAUGCUAAUCCUUCCGUCUACCAGAACUCCAUUCCGUCCGUUCACCAGACCUCAAUUCCGUCCAUUCACCAGACCUCCAUUCCGUCCGUUCACCAGACAUCCAUUCAAUCCGUUCAUCACAAUACUAAUCCAUCCGUUUACCAGACCUCAAUUCCGUCCGUUCACCAGACCUCAAUUUCGUCAGUUCAUCAGACCACGAUACCAUCCAUGCAGCAAACACAUAUCCCAAGUGGUCAAGCCAUGCCUAAUGCGCCCAGUUUCCAGGACAAUUUCUUUACGCCUCUAGUUCAGACCCAGGCGUUGCCGUCCAUGUCUUUGGCAGGAGCAUUGCCGAGUUGGCAAGACACGCUGUCACGUCUUCAGACUGAUCUCGGCGGAAGUGUGUGA
Lineus longissimus is the source of this 1377-nucleotide messenger RNA. Its product is annotated as forkhead box protein B1-like. The coding region runs from base 1 to 1377 and encodes 458 amino acids. The record is from RefSeq and is a predicted model, not a curated record. Gene Ontology annotation, biological process: regulation of transcription by RNA polymerase II; anatomical structure morphogenesis; cell differentiation. Lineage: Eukaryota; Metazoa; Nemertea; Pilidiophora; Heteronemertea; Lineidae. The transcript has a single exon. Gene Ontology annotation, molecular function: DNA-binding transcription factor activity, RNA polymerase II-specific; RNA polymerase II cis-regulatory region sequence-specific DNA binding.